Molecule: messenger RNA, 1585 nt
Organism: Aspergillus eucalypticola CBS 122712
Lineage: Eukaryota; Fungi; Ascomycota; Eurotiomycetes; Eurotiales; Aspergillaceae
Product: NAD(P)H-dependent flavin oxidoreductase
Exons: 4
Coding region: 491-1489 (332 amino acids)
Molecular function (GO): nitronate monooxygenase activity
Source: RefSeq, a predicted model, not a curated record
GAUGUGUGACUUGUGAAUCUCCCCGUGAUCACAUGCAUGUAGCCGGUCAGCAAUGGAGGCGACAAAGAAGUCACCGGUACCUGGCAAAGAAGUACAACUUUCCUUACAUUUUACAUGAAGACUGAAGAGAUCACCAACUAUCCAGCAGUUGGUUAUUCGAUCUUCUUUCUUUGCUGUGCUGCCCAUCAAACACUUCCCCUUCCUACAUUGUCCAAACGCAGAUACCCUCAGGCUUGAACCUCGGCAACUCUGGCUUCCCCACAGCAGCGGCCGCGGCAAACAGUUGAUUACUAUUUACGGGGGUUCACCUAGCCUUCCCCAUAUUUGGUCUCCAACUACUGUCUGUCGUCUUUAAGUAGAAUUAGAGACGCAUAGGAUCAUACACCUAAGCUUGUUUCAUUCAAACCUUUUUGUCUUCUCCGUUCGCCUCCAUUUGUCAACUGCCGAGAAAGUUACCGCCCCCGACCCCUAGAUUCAAGGCAACGACACCAUGCCUUUCAACACUGCUCUGACGAGAGCCCUGGGCAUCUCAGUCCCGGUCGUGCAGGGAGGUAUGCAAUGGGUGGGUUAUGCAGAGCUUGCUGCUGCCGUCAGUAACGCUGGUGGACUGGGUAUUCUCACGGCCCUUACUCAACCAACCCCAGAAGACCUUCGCAAAGAGAUCCGAAAGUGCAAGACCAUGACCAAGAAGCCCUUCGCCGUCAACAUCACACUCCUCCCCGCUCUCGUUCCCCCAGACUACGGCGCCUAUGCCCAGGUGGUGAUCGACGAAGGCAUUAAGAUUGUCGAGACAGCGGGAAAUAACCCAGGCCCAGUGAUUGAAAAACUCAAGAAGGCCAACACCACCAUUCUUCACAAAUGCACGACCAUCCGUCAUGCCAAGUCUGCGGUGAAGCUGGGAGUCGACUUUCUGUCCAUUGACGGAUUCGAAUGCGCCGGCCACGUCGGCGAAACCGACAUCACCAACUUCAUUCUUCUAAGUCGCGCGCGUCAGGAGCUCAAGACCCCUUUCAUUGCAUCUGGUGGGUUUGCUGACGGUCAGGGGUUGGCUGCUGCUCUGGCUCUCGGAGCUGAGGGUAUCAACAUGGGUACUCGGUUCAUGUGUACCAUCGAAGCACCCAUUCACAACAACGUCAAGCAGGCAAUUGUCAAGUCGGAUGAGACACAGACGGCUCUGGUCAUGAGACGGUGGAAGAACACCACUCGGUUGUAUGGAAACAAAGUGGCCAAGGAGGCUCUGAAGGUGGAGAAAGAAAGCAAAUCGGGCGAGUUCAGCGACAUCGCGCCCUUCGUCAGUGGCAAACGCGGCAGAGAGGUUUUCUUGAAUGGCGAUAUUGACUAUGGAGUCUGGACUGCCGGUCAAGUCAUUGGUCUGAUCCACGAUAUUCCGACUUGCGCUGAGCUUCUUCAGCGGAUUGAGAAGGAAGCCGUCGAGGCGCUGGACCGCUCCAGGUCGUUGCACACGGCAACCAUCCCCAGCAAGCUGUAGAGGAUGUGGAUGGAGUCGAUACCCGGUAACAUGAUUGGAGCGUACACUUGUGAUUUAAUUACAGACUAAGCAAGGAAUAGAAGUGAUUGUGUAAAG